Messenger RNA from Salvia hispanica, 673 nucleotides. Its product is annotated as auxin-responsive protein SAUR36-like. The record is from RefSeq and is a predicted model, not a curated record. Gene Ontology annotation, biological process: response to auxin. NCBI's taxonomy places the organism in Eukaryota, Viridiplantae, Streptophyta, Magnoliopsida, Lamiales, Lamiaceae.
CCGUUAUUAAACGGAGUCCUACGAUUUGUACAUAAAUAGCAGAUCACCUCCGUACGGAAUCCCAAACAGCUCCUCCACUUUUGCAUGACUCUUUCCCCCAAUUUUCAACACUUUCUCAACUUUCAUCGACCAAUUCAAUCCAAUUCAAUUCGAUUCCAUCUCUAUAAACACUGAAAAAGCAUGGCAGGCUUCUCGCUGAAGCGCCGCGUGGCGUCAAUUUUCCGGCGGAGAGCAUCUCGGCCGCAGCGCCGCCGCCGCCGCCUCUGCAGGCUGAUCGGGUGGGGCGCGCGAAGGCUCGGGUGGAGAGCGAAGGGGGUGGAGAGGGAUCCGAUGCUGGAGAAGGCCUCGGCGGUGCCGAAGGGGCAGAUGGCGGUGUACGUGGGGCAGAGCGACGGCGAGUUCGAGCGGAUUUUGGUGCCGGUGGUGUAUUUCAACCACCCGUUGUUUGGGGAUUUGUUGAAGGAGUCCGAAAACGAGUUCGGGUUCAAUCAGCCGGGCGGGUUAACGAUACCCUGUCGGAUCUCGGAGUUUGAGCGUGUUCAGACCCGGAUUAAGUCGGGUCGCCCUACCCGGAUGUGGAAGAGUCUCAGAUUUUGAAUUUGAUGAUGUCUGACUAUUCAGAUUUGUAAUUAACUUACCUAUCUUAAUUUUAAAAAAGCUUUUCCCCAUUUCU